Planococcus citri (citrus mealybug) is the source of this 953-nucleotide messenger RNA. RefSeq lists its product as uncharacterized. The coding region runs from base 262 to 855 and encodes 197 amino acids. The record is from RefSeq and is a predicted model, not a curated record. The transcript has 3 exons. Lineage: Eukaryota; Metazoa; Arthropoda; Insecta; Hemiptera; Pseudococcidae.
UUUGUGGCCUGAUUUACGGUUGGUUUAUUAUAAUGUACCAAUCGCGAGAUAUCAUAAAAAGAGUGCUGAGCCAACAAAAGCAUGAUGAACGCUGUGUAAAAAUUACAAUUCUGCUUUUGUAUACCUACCUAUACCUGCAGUUAGACGUGUCAUAUUAAAGUUUUAAUUCGAGUUUAUAUGUAGUACUUUGGAAUAAUUUUCGGCCAAAAUUGGGUGAAAUUUUGCGUGAUUUUUCAAAUUUAAAGUAAACCCGAUUCACAAAUGGAUAACGUGAAAUGGAUUUGCGCGGUUGGUAUUGUUUUAAUCAUCGCAACUGCGGUAUUUGGAGUCUGUAUUGACGAUGAACCGGAUAUUUUUCAAUGCAGAAGACUGAAACCGGGCGUUACAGAAUCCGAUAAUGAAUGUUGUAAUAUUAUCAAAACCCACGAUUACAAAUACGAACAUUUUUUUCCGAUUAGUAAACGAGAUAAUGGCAACAUUGAGCUAACAUUCAGAGUGAAAGGCGAUCGUGACGCUAAUCUGCUGUUUUCAUCAAACGUGUUCCCUCAAGAUGGAGACCCUGCUCAUGAAAUAAUAUUCAGUGCUGCAACAUCAUGGCUCCGAAUCGCGAAAAAUAAUGAGACAGGAAGAGUUGACGCAUCUUCGGAAGAAGCUAGGGUGUCUCCCAACGAAUGGCGCGAAUUCUGGGUUAAAAUUAAUGGUAAAACAGUACAAGUAGGUAGAAAGGAAAAAGAAGCAAGCUUGGUAUCGAGUAAUUCAAUCGAUGUACCGAUUAAGUAUUACAGCGUUGCUGGCCAUAGCAAUGCUAAUGUCUUAUGGAGCCUUCCUUGUAUCGAGGAAAAAGAUUUCUCGUGAUAAGAUUUUUGUUGAUGGGCGUCCUAUUCAUGUUUUUAAUCACAUACUGCCUGAGUAAUGACCGAAUAAAAAUUAAAAAAAAAAAAAAAUACUUACUG